AUAGCAUUGGGCAUGGCAACAACUCAAACUCCAUUGCUUUUCUCCACCAACAACAAUGGCCAACCCUUUAUCCAUAACAGCCACACGCGCCUCUUCCACUUCCUCAACCACUCCAUUGUUGAUAUCUCUCACUUGAAGCAAAUCCAUGCUCAACUUCUACGUACCAUUCACACCAACCAUCAUCCACAAGCCCUCCUUCUACACAGCAGAAUCCUUCACCAUUCUUCUCUGCUUGAUCUUCGAUACGCCACUCGAAUUUUUCAUCACUUUCAGAAUCCCAAUUCCUUCAUGUGGAACACACUCAUAAGAGCCUAUGCUAGAACCGCAGACCAAAAACACAAGUCCAUGGAACUUUACAAAGCAAUGUUAAUGAUGGAACGAGAACAACAAAGUGCAGCGGUUAUUCCUGAUAAUUACACAUACCCUUUUGUAUUAAAGGCAUGUGCUUACUUGUUCUCUCUUUCUGAAGGGAAACAGGUGCAUGCUCAUGUAUUGAAACUUGGGUUUGAAUUGGAUACUCAUAUUUGUAACAGUUUGAUUCAUUUUUAUGCAACUUGUGGGUUUCUAGACUUGGCACACAAGGUGUUCGAGAAAAUGUCCGAAAGAAGUGAGGUUUCAUGGAACAUCAUGAUUGACUCUUAUGCAAGUGCUGGUGAGUAUGACACUGCAUUGAGAAUGUUCUGUGAGAUGCAGAGGAUUCAUUAUCCUGACGGUUACACCAUGCAAAGUGUGAUUAGUUCCUGUGCUGGAUUGGGUGCUUUGUCUUUGGGUUUGUGGGCUCAUGCUUAUGUCUUGAAAAGGAGUGACAAGAACAUGAUUGAUGAUGUUUUGGUUAACACUAGCUUGGUGGAUAUGUAUUGCAAGUGUGGCUCAGUGGAAUUUGCAAGACAAGUCUUUGAAAGCAUGCCUUAUAGAGACGUGAAUUCAUGGAAUUCAAUGAUUUUGGGGCUUGCCAUGCAUGGCAUGGCUGAGGAGGCGUUGGACUACUAUGCAAGAAUGGUGAAGGUAAAGGGACUCGUGCCGAAUUCAAUCACUUUUGUUGGUGUCUUGAGUGCAUGUAAUCACAGGGGCAUGGUUAAUGAAGGGCUUAUGUCUUUUGACAUAAUGACGAGGGAGUACAAAAUUGAGCCAAGAUUAGAGCAUUAUGGAUGCCUCGUAGAUCUUUUCGCUCGAGCCGGACGGAUCGAAGAGGCUAUGAACUUGGUUUCAGAAAUGCCUAUGAAACCGGAUGACGUGAUCUGGAGGAGUCUGUUGGAUGCUUGUUGCAAGCAACAUGCAAGUCUUGAGCUAAGUGAAGAAUUGGCCAAGAAAGUGUUUGAGUCAGAGGGAAGUACUACAUAUAGUAGUGGUGCUUAUGUGCUAUUGUCAAGAAUCUAUGCUUCAGCUAGCAUGUGGAAUGAUGUUGGAUUGCUUAGAAAACUAAUGACUGAUAAGGGUGUGAAUAAAGAACCUGGUUGUAGUUUGGUAGAGAUUGAUGGUGUCACUCAUGAAUUUUUUGCUGGGGACACGAGUCAUCCUCAAAGUGAAGAUAUAUACAAGUUUAUGAGUGAAAUUGAGGAGAAGCUAGAAGCAACCGGGUAUGUACCUGAUUAUUCAGGUGCACCUUUAGUUGAUGAGGUUAAUGAGGGAAAAAAGAAUACUAUGAGGUUGCAUAGUGAGAGAUUAGCUAUAGCUUUUGGAUUGCUAAGGUCAAGACCAGGCAUGCCAAUAAGAGUGUUUAAGAAUCUUAGGGUGUGUAAUGAUUGUCACGGUGUUACAAAAUUACUAUCAAGAAUUUAUAAUGUAGAGAUAAUUGUGAGAGAUCGUGCACGGUUCCAUCAUUUUAAAGAGGGAAACUGUUCUUGUAAGGAUUAUUGGUGACGAAAAAUAUGCACAAUCAUAUAUAAAUGAAAAAUCUAUGGUGAACUAAUAUAUCGUUAAAAAAUUUUAUUG
Arachis stenosperma is the source of this 1932-nucleotide messenger RNA. Its product is annotated as pentatricopeptide repeat-containing protein At1g59720, chloroplastic/mitochondrial-like. Gene Ontology annotation, biological process: RNA modification. The transcript has a single exon. Lineage: Eukaryota; Viridiplantae; Streptophyta; Magnoliopsida; Fabales; Fabaceae. Gene Ontology annotation, molecular function: zinc ion binding; RNA binding; protein binding. The record is from RefSeq and is a predicted model, not a curated record. The coding region runs from base 13 to 1860 and encodes 615 amino acids.